Molecule: messenger RNA, 6884 nt
Organism: Hevea brasiliensis (rubber tree)
Lineage: Eukaryota; Viridiplantae; Streptophyta; Magnoliopsida; Malpighiales; Euphorbiaceae
Product: 5-formyltetrahydrofolate cyclo-ligase, mitochondrial
Exons: 6
Coding region: 6181-6696 (171 amino acids)
Biological process (GO): folic acid-containing compound biosynthetic process; tetrahydrofolate interconversion
Cellular component (GO): mitochondrion
Molecular function (GO): 5-formyltetrahydrofolate cyclo-ligase activity
Source: RefSeq, a predicted model, not a curated record
GCGGUAGGUGACAACUCAACUCAACUCAACUCAACUAAGCCUUUAUCCCAAAAAUUUGGAGUCGGCUAUAUGGAUUCGCUUUCUCCAUUCUGAACGAUUUUGGGUUAAAUCCUAAAAAAUGUGUAAUGCUUCUAGGUCAUGUUGUACUACUCUCCUCCAAGUUAAUUUAGGUCUACCCCUUUUUUUUUUCUAUCCUCUAAUCCAAUGUGCUCUACUUGUCUAAUUGGAGGCUCCAUAUGUCUACGCUUCACAUGACCAAACCACCUCAAUCUCAUUUCUCUCAACUUAUCUUCAAUUGGCACCACUCUUACCUUUUCUCUAAUAUUCUCAUUACGGAUUUCAUCUAAUCUAGUAUGGCCACUCAUCCACCUUAACAUUCUCAUCUCUGCAACUCUUAUCUUAGAUGCAUAUGACUCUUUCAGUGCCCAACACUCACUACCAUAUAACAUAGCCGGUCGUAUAGCUGUACGGUAAAAUUUUCCUUUCAAUUUAUUGGGAAUCUUACGAUCACAUAAAACUCCCGUGGCACGUCUCCACUUCAACCAUCCAGCUUUAAUCCUAUGACUAACAUCCUCCUCACAUCCCCCAUCUACUUGAAGGACUGAGGCUAGAUAUUUAAAGUGAUUACUUUGGGGCAGUAUCACUCCAUUCAAACUAACUCCUUCCUUAUCACCAGUUUGGCCUUCACUGAACUUGCAAUGCAUGUGUUCUGUCUUCGUUCUACUUAACUUAAAACCCUUUGACUCUAGAGUACUUCUUCAAAGUUCUAACUUUUUAUUGACUCCUUCUCGUGUCUCAUCUAUCAGAACAAUAUCAUCCACAAACAUCAUGCACCAAGGAAUACUCUCUUGUAUAUGUUUCGUCAGUUUAUCUAAAACUAAUGUAAAAAGGUAAGGGCUUAUGGCUGAUCCUUGGUGUAAUCCAAUUGAGAUCGGAAAAUCUCUUGUGUCCCCUCCUACUGUGCGCACAAUAGUAGUUGCUCCUUCAUACAUAUCUUUCAAUACUUUUAUGUACCUAAUAGAUACCCUCUUUUGUUCUAACACAUUCCAUAAGACCUCUCUUGGAACACUAUCAUAAGCUUUCUCCAAAUCAAUAAAAACCAUGUGUAGAUCUUUCUUCACAUCUCUAUAUUUCUCCAUCAAGCUUCUAAUGAGAAAGAUCGCUUCCAUAGUUGAACGACCGGGCAUGAAAACAAAUUGAUUGAGAGAGAUAGAAGUAUCAUGACGUAGUCGAUGCUCCACAACUCUCUCCCACAACUUCAUAGUAUGGCUCAUGAGUUUAAUUCUCCUAUAGUUUGAGCAACUCUAUAUGUCUUCCUUAUUUUUAAAAAUAGGUACUAAAAUACUCUUCCUCCAUUCAUCAGGCAUUUUCUUUGAGUUUAGAAUUUUAUUAAAUAAUUUAGUUAACCAUGCCACUCCCAUAUCUCCCAAAUACAUCCACACUUCAAUUGGUAUUUCAUCGGGUCCACAGGCUUUACCCACUUUCAUUCUCUUAAGUGCUUCCUUUACUUCUAAAGAUCUAAUCCUUCUAGUAUAAUUCACAUUCUUUUCUAUUGUUCUAUAAUCUAUAUUCACGCUAUUACCAUUUUGACUAUUAUUAAAGAGAUCAUUAAAAUAAUUUCUCCAUCUUUCUUUAAUGUCCUCAUCUUUCACUAACACUUUUCCUUCUUUAUCCUUAAUGCACCUAACUUGAUUGAGAUAUUGACAUUUCCUUUCUCUCCUCCUUGCUAAUCUAUAAAUAUCUUUCUCCCCUUCUUUAGUUCCAAGUUUCUCAUAUAACUUUUCAAAGGCCUGUGCUCUUGCUUGACUAAUUGCCUUUUUUGCCUCUUUCUUUGCUAUCUUGUUCUGUUCAUAUGCCUCAUUAUUAUCACAUUUAGGUAAUUUCUUAUACCAUUCCCUUUUUCCCUUCACUGCCUUUUGUACUUUCUCAUUCCACCACCAUCUCUCUAAGUACUUUUCUAGCUACUUCUCGAAUCUUUGAUGCCAUCUGUAUCCACAUAUCAUUGGACUCCAUAUCCAGCUUCCAUGCUUUGGACUCGAGAAGUUCAUUUUUGAACUUCACUUGCUUUACUCCUUUGAACUCCUACCACUUUGUUCGAGCUACACUAUUUCUUCUGACCUUACUUGAAUUGUUCCUAAACUUGACAUCCAAGACCACCAACCGAUGUUGACCUGUUAAAGCCUCUCUUGCAAUCCUUGCAUAGAGCUCUAUUUGUCUUCCUAGUUAAGAGGAAGUCGAUUUGGCUUCUAUGUUGCCCACUUUUGAAAGUCACUAAAUGUGACUCUCUUUUUAUAAAGUAGGUAUUUGCGGUAGGUAACAACCAGCGUAAAAAUUUCGUCACACCUUAUGAUAUGGAUUCAAAUGAUAUAAACGUUGGGGCGUCCUCUACUAACGACGCGCUACAUCGGAGCCCGAGUGUAGUGAGAAAUAUGCAAGGGUUUAGGGCGUUCACCGAAAGCGAUGCGCCAUGCCGGCGCCUGGGUGUGGUGUUAAGUGAGCAAGGGUUCCCACAUCAUGGACGGGUGUGGGUAAAGAAGUUAGUUCAUAGGACAGAUAGUAGAACAAAUAGUGGAACAGAACACAAGAUAGAUAUAGAAAAUAAUAGAAGAUAUCAUAGAAAGAGACCAAUUAGGAAGGAGCAGGUUAGGAGGAGGAUUAGAGUUGGUACUUGGAAUGUUGGAUCACUUACAGGAAAAUUAAUGGAGCUUGUGGAUACCUUGGAAAGGAGAAGGGUGAAUAUUGCUUGCAUUCAGGAGACUAAAUGGGUAGGAGAGAAAAGUAAGGAAGUGGGUAAUUCAGGGUACAAACUGUGGUUUACCGGAAAUGAGAGAAAUAAGAACGGAGUGGGCAUAAUCAUAGACAAGACAUUGAAAAACGUAGUAAUAGCUGUGAAAAGAGUAGGAGAUAGAAUUAGGGGUGUGCAAACGGUCGGUUCGAUUCCGAACCGAACCGAACCGACAAAACAGAAAAUUGAAAAUCAAAAUUUUUAAAAACCGAAUCGAACCGAUUGAUAAGAGAAAACUGAACCAAAUCGAACCGAUAAAUAUCGGUUCAGUUCGGUUUUAAACCAAUCAAACCGAAAUUUAUAAAAUUUUAUAUUUUUAACAUUAAAUCUAAAUAAUAAAAACAUAAAAACAAAAAAAAUUAGAAAUCAAAACUCAAAAAUCUUAAGGUUCGGUUCGGUUUUCUUUGAUUUCGGUUCGGUUCAAUUCGGUUCGAUUCAAUUUGAUUCGAUUUUUUUUUAUUUCCUAUAUAUAUUAAUAAUUUCGGUUUAGUUCGGUUUUUUUUUUAUUUUUUUUAUGAAAACAACCGAACCGAACCGAUUAACCGAAAUUAUCAAAAUUAUAAACCGAACCGAACCGAUUAAAUUUUAAAACAGAACCGAUUGAACCGAAUUAAUUGGUUCGAUUCGAUUUUUCGGUUUAAACCAAAAACUGCUCUCCCCUAGAUAGAAUUAUGCUAGUAAAGCUAGUACUAGAAGGAGAAACAAUAAAUAUAGUUAGUGCUUAUGCCCCAUAAAUAGGACUAGACAGUGAGAGUAAACAAAGGUUUUGGGAAGAUAUGGAUGAUUUAAUGCAAAGCAUACCGAAUGAAGAGAAUGUUUUCAUUGGUGGAGAUUUGAAUGGACAUGUAGGAAGUGAUAGACAAGGUUAUGAGAAUGUUCAUGGAGGUUUUGGUUUUGGAAGUCGAAAUGAGGAGGGAAAAAACAUUCUGGAUUUUGCUAUGGCAUACGACCUAAUACUAGUAAAUACCUACUUUAUAAAAAGAGUCAAAUUUAGUGACUUUCAAAAGUGGGCAACAUAGAAGCCAAAUCGACUUCCUCUUAACCAGGAAGACAAAUAGAGCUCUAUGCAAGGAUUGCAAAGUCAUUCCAGGAGAGGUUUUAACAAGUCAACAUCGGUUGGUGGUCUUGGAUGUCAAGUUUAGGAACAAUUCAAGUAAGGUCAGAAGAAAUAGUGCAGCUAGAACAAAGUGGUGGGAGUUCAAAGGAGUAAAGCAAGUGAAGUUCAAAAAUGAGCUUCUCGAGUCCGAAGUAUGGAAGCUGGAUAUGGAGGCCAAUGAUAUGUGGAUACAGAUGGCAUCAAAGAUUAGAGAAGUAGCUAGAAAAGUACUUGGAGAGUCUAAAGGACAUGGACCACCCUCAAAAGAGAGAUGGUGGUGAAAUGAGGAAGUACAAAAGGCAGUGAGGAGAAAAAGGGAAUGGUAUAAGAAAUUACCUAAAUGUGAUAAUAAUGAGGCAGAUGAAUAGUACAAGAUAGCAAAGAAAGAGGCAAAAAAGGCAGUUAGUCAAGUAAGAGCAUAGGCCUUUGAAAAGUUAUAUGAGAAACUUGGAACUAAAGAAAGGGAGAAAGAUAUUUAUAGAUUAGCAAGGAGGAGAGAAAGAAAAUGUCAAGAUCUCAAUUAAGUCAGGUGCAUUAAGGAUAAAGAAGGAAAAGUGUUGGUGAAAGAUGAGGACAUUAAAGAAAGAUGGACAAAUUAUUUUAAUAAUCUCUUUAAUAAUAGUCAAAAUAGUAAUAGAGUGAGUGGAGAUUAUAGAAUAAUAGAAAAGAAUUUGAAUUAUACUAGAAGGAUUAGAUCUUUAGAAAUAAAGAAAGCACCUAAGAGAAUGAAAGUGGGUAAAGCCUGUGGACCCGAUGAAAUACCAAUUGAAGUGUGGAAGUGUUUGGGAGAUAUGGGAGUGGCAUGGUUAACUAAAUUAUUUAAUAAGAUUCUAAACUCAAAGAAAAUGCCUGAUGAAUGGAGAAGGAGUAUCUUAGUACCUAUUUUUAAAAAUAAGGGAGACAUACAGAGUUGCUCAAACUAUAGGGGAAUUAAACUCAUGAGCCAUACUAUGAAGUUGUGGGAGAGAGUUGUGGAGCAUCGACUACGUCAUGAUACUUCUAUCUCUCUCAAUCAAUUUGAUUUCAUGCCCGGUUGUUCAACUAUAGAAGCGAUUUUUCUCAUUAGAAGCUUGAUGGAGAAAUAUAGAGAUGUGAAGAAAGAUCUACACAUGGUUUUUAUUGAUUUGGAGAAGGCUUAUGAUAGUGUUCCAAGAGAUGUCUUAUGGAAUGUGUUAGAACAAAAGAGGUUAUCUAUUAGGUACAUACAAGUGUUGAAAGAUAUGUAUGAAGGAACAACUACUAUUGUGCGCACUGUGGGAGGGGAUAAAAGAGAUUUUCCGAUCUCAAUUGGAUUACACCAAGGAUCAGCCAUAAGCCCUUACCUUUUUAUAUUAGUUUUAGAUGAAUUGACGAAACAUAUACAAGAGCGUAUUCCUUGGUGCAUGAUAUUUGCGGAUGAUAUUGUUCUGAUAGAUAAGACAUGAGAAGGAGUCAAUAGAAAGCUAGAGCUUUGGAGAAGUGCUCUAUAGUCAAAGGGUUUUAAGUUAAGUAGAACGAAAACAGAAUACAUGCAUUGUAAGUUCAGUGAAGGCCAAACUGGUGAUAGGGAAGGAGUUAGUUUGAAUGGAGUGGUACUGUCUCAAAGUAAUCACUUUAAAUAUCUAGGCUCAGUCCUUCAAGUAGAUGGGGGAUGUGAGGAGGAUGUUAAUCAUAGGAUUAAAGCCGGAUGGCUGAAGUGGAGACGUGCCACGGGAGCUUUAUGUGAUUGUAAGAUUCUCAAUAAGUUGAAAGGAAAAUUUUACCGUACAGCCAUACAACCGGCUAUGUUAUAUGGUAGUGAGUGUUGGGCACUGAAAUAGUCGUAUGCGUCUAAGAUAAGAGUUGCAAAGAUGAGAAUGUUAAGGUGGAUGAGUGGUCAUACUAGACUAGAUAAAAUCUGUAAUGAGAGUAUUAGAGAAAAGGUAGGAGUGGUGCCAAUUGAAGAUAAGUUGAGAGAAGGGAGAUUGAGGUAGUUUGGUCAUAUGAAGCGUAGACAUACGGAGGCUCCAGUUAGACAAGUAGAGCACAUUAGGUUAGAGGAUAGAAAGAAAAAAAUGGGUAGACCUAAAUUGACUUGGAGGAGAGUAGUACAACAUGACCUAGAAGCAUUACACAUUUCUGAGGAUUUAACCCAAAAUCGUUUAGAGUGGAGAAAGCGAAUCCAUAUAGCCGACCCCAAAUUUUUGGGAUAAAGGCUUAAUUGAGUUGAGUUGAGUGGAGUUGAGUUGGAGAUUCUUACAAUUCAUUUUGAACUCAAGAGGAUGAUAGUCAGAGAAGGAAAAAGCUUUAUGUUCCACUUGUGGAGGACAAGAAUAGCAAUAUGAGAAUGCUCAAGAUAUCCAUUGUUGAUGAUCUGAUUUCAAAUUCAAUAAAUAUUCUUGAACCUGCCUUGGUAGAUUCUGAGCGAAAUCAUCGCGAAGAUGUUAUGCAGGCACGUGAGCCAGUUGACUUGGUCAUCCUACCUGGUCUUGCAUUUGACAGAUCUGGAAAUCGUUUGGGCUGUAGUGGAGGAUACUGUGAUGUGUUCCUGAAGAAGUGCCAAGACCUUGCAGCAGAGUGGAAAUGGAAACAACCCCUCCUUGUUGCACUGGCAUAUUCUCUGCAUAUCAUGGAGGGAGGAGCCAUACCUGUUACUCCAAAUGAUGUUCCUGUAGAUGCUCUUGUCACCCCUGCUGGUUUCAUUCCAAUAGCCCAACUGCUCUGGAAGGGUGCCAUAAAUGAAAAUGUCUCUUUUCCACUACGUAUCUUGAAAUUUUGCUUCACAUCUUUGCCAGAAGCAGCUUCUGUUUAUAAUGAAGCAUCAGAACAGUUACAAUGCAGAUACAAAUCGUGGUGAUCACAUGAUAGAAAACAAUGUGGAGCAGUGCACUAUAGUAUAUCAUGAUUUUGGUAAAAGCAUGCAAAACAAUCAGAGGUUAGAUCGACUGCCAUCGGUAGCAUAUCCUUGGGGCAACCCCCUUGGCUAACGUCUUGGAAAAACCUUUCUAUUAAAAAAAUUCAAGCAGUUACUAUUAUUCGCCCAAA